Vicia faba (fava bean) is the source of this 537-nucleotide messenger RNA. NCBI's taxonomy places the organism in Eukaryota, Viridiplantae, Streptophyta, Magnoliopsida, Fabales, Fabaceae. The record is from the annotation of a GenBank genome assembly.
AUGGGAGAAGCUAGGAACUUGGUUGAAGUUGCCACAAAGAAAAAUAACGGUGGUGCAAAUUCUGAUUCUCUCAUACCUGGAGUUCCAGUCAUACCUGAAAUCCCAUCCCUUACAAUCAUUCCUAGAAUUCCAAUUCCACCCAUCGGUAUUCCAUGCAUUCCAGGAAUCCCACCUUUUCCUGGGAUCCCAUGCAUCCCAUUUCCAAUCCCACCUAUUCCAAAUAUUCCAGGCAUUCCUGGUAUUCCAGGAUUUCCUAGUCCCCCUUUGGAAUCUUCCAACCUUGAAGUUGUUAAAAAGAAAAAUAAUGAUGGUGCAAAUUUUGAUUCUCUCAUACCUGGAAUUCCAGACAUACCUGGAAUUCCACCCCUUCCAACCAUCCCUGGAAUCCCAAUCCCACCCAUCGGUAUUCCAUGCAUUCCAGGAAUUCCACCCAUUCCUGGAAUCCCAUGCAUCCCAAUUCCAAUCCCACCUAUUCCAAAUAUUCCAGGAAUUCCCGGCAUCCCAGGAUUUCCCAGUCCACCUUCUGAAUCAUCAUAA